This is a messenger RNA of Papilio machaon (common yellow swallowtail), 2799 nucleotides long. RefSeq names its product bifunctional lysine-specific demethylase and histidyl-hydroxylase NO66 (gene NO66). Gene Ontology annotation, cellular component: nucleolus. Gene Ontology annotation, molecular function: histone H3K4 demethylase activity; histone H3K36 demethylase activity. Lineage: Eukaryota; Metazoa; Arthropoda; Insecta; Lepidoptera; Papilionidae. Bases 172 to 1962 code for a protein of 596 amino acids. The record is from RefSeq and is a predicted model, not a curated record. The transcript has a single exon.
AUAUUCAAUAUGAAAAACAUUUAUUAAAGUAGAAAACUGGCUAUAGCAUGUCCUGUUAGUCUCUUGUUACUUGGAGAUCUUGUUCAAAUUUAAUAAAUUAGGCAUAAUAUACGCAUUUUGUGUUAAGGUUAGAGUAAUUUAAAUUUUAUAUUUUUAACAUUUGUAUACGGAAUGGAUUCGCCUGUAUCUGCAUUUGCAAUGUAUAAAAAUACUAAACAGUCUACACCAAAACACGACAAGAAGAAGAAGAAACGUAAAGUAAAUAAUUCAAACGCACAGAAACCGCUAUCUCGCAUCCUAAACGAUAAUGGGAAAAAUGUUGCUCAAAAAAUAAAAAACAAGCAAAAGAAGACAAAGGAGACCAAAAACAUAAUUAAGAAAAAAACGCACAAGAAGAAGAAGCUUAAAUCAAAUACAAGUAAGAGGGUAAAAAAUGUCGAGAAUAGCUUAAAUCAUUCAGUUGGUAAUGAUACGAUUGAUGAAGAAGAUAGCGAUAGUGAAGAAGUGCCGGUGCUCAUUCCAGCUCCCAUACCAAAUAAUGGUAUAAGCACUUCUUCACAUGAAGAUGAUGUCAACUCAUAUUCCAGUAAUGGUGAGAUGGAAAUGACUCCAGUCACAACAAACAGCUCUGAAGAAGCCUUAAAGGUUUUCAAGUGGAUGAUUGCCCCGUACAGCUAUAGUGACUUCUUUCGAUCUGUUUGGGAGAAAAAACCCUUACAUAUUGUAAGGAAUAAACCUAAAUACUACAAUGAUUUGAUUUCUACACCACUUAUUGAUAAUAUGCUACGGACUGAGAAUAUACAGUAUACAAAAAAUAUUGAUAUUACUUCAUAUGAAGAUGGGAAAAGAGAAACACAUAAUCCUGUAGGUAGAGCUCUUCCACACACUGUGUGGGAUUUCUAUCUUCAAGGCUGCAGUAUUCGACUGCUUAACCCACAGACUUAUAUGCCAAAAUUACAUUUACUGAAUGCUACAUUACAAGAACAUUUCACUUCUUUUGUUGGAGCGAAUGCUUACCUAACACCUCCAGACAGCCAAGGCUUUGCACCACAUUAUGAUGACAUUGAAGCAUUCAUACUACAAGCAGAAGGAAAAAAACAUUGGCGUAUAUACAAACCUCUUAAUGAAGCUGAAUUGUUGCCAAGAGUGUCAUCAAAAAAUUUUUCAGAAAUCGAAAUAGGAGAUCCAAUAAUGGAAGUAAUAUUACAAGCUGGAGACAUGUUGUAUUUUCCUCGAGGAUACAUUCACCAAGGAGUUACAAUUGAUGGGGAACAUUCCCUUCAUGUUACCAUUAGCAUGUAUCAGAAACAAUCAUGGGCUGAUUUGUUUGAGAAAAUGCUCCCAGCGGCAUUAGAACUUGCAAUCAAUGAAGAGCCAGUUUUCCGACAAGGUGUGCCAUUUGAUAUUCAUGACAACUUUGGUCUAGUAUACUCAGACUUGACAACACCAAGGAGAGUAGAAAUGGAAGAAUUUAUGAAAAACCUUUUCCAUAAAAUAAAGAGUUAUCUACCUAUGGACGGAGCUGUGGACCAAAUGUGUAAAAAAUUCCAACAUGAUGCCCUACCCCCAGUUCUAAGUGAUACAGAAAAAGCCUGCACAGUUUACGGAGACACAGAUGUGAUGGCUGAGAAUGGAAAGGUCAUAAAUAGAGUUGAAAUGAGUCUUGAUACAAAAAUAAGAUUGUUACGGAAGAAUAUAUUAAGAAUGGUUUCUGAAGACUCUAUAAAAAUAUAUUAUUAUACUGAAAACUCAUUAGAGUAUCAUGGACAUGAACUAUCAUUCCUGGAAAUUGAUGAGGAAUUAGCUCCUGCGGUUGAAACAUUGAUAACCACAUACCCAGAGUAUGUAUCUAUAGAGAACCUUGAUGUGCCAAAUGAUUCAGAUAAAAUGCAAAUUGCUGAUGCCUUAUGGGCAAGAGGAUUAAUAAUGACCGAAUAUCCUUUAGAUGUUGUAUUUGAUUAAAUAAUUUACAAUAGUUUCAAGUGAUUAGAGGGUCUAUCAUGAAUAUUUGCGAUAUGCGUUUUCGUAACAUCGACAAAAUAUGUAUGUCAUUUGUUGUUGUGUUUUACGCCCGUUGGGGGCGCUGCUGUACAAAUCAAAUACAAUUUUUUCCGAUCAUGUUAUAAUAAACAAGAGCCCAAACCACAUCCAAAGACAUCUGGAUACAGUCAAAGCCACGGACCAGGCUCUGUGAACUGGAUUUUGGCGAAAUCAAAAAGGACCGUCAUUAUAAAAGAAAUUGAAUUAUGAUACUUUCUCGCAAAUGUUCGUACUAGACCCUCAGUCAUUAUGUAUUUGACACACAUUUCAGACAGAGCACAGAUGAUAAUAUUCUAGUAUUUCAAUCAUUAACUAAUUCAUUUGUUUUUUUACGUUAAAUUAAAUGAUUGAAAUUAUUUCACCAGUUUCUGUUUCCAGCUGGGAAAUAAAAGAUUGUGUGUAAAACUUAUCUACUAUAGGUUUCUGAGACCAAGAUCUCUUUAAAACAUAGUGUCCUCCCUGUCAUUAUUUUUGAUAAAAUAGAGAUAUGUUUUAAAUCGAGAUUUUGGUCUUAGAAACCAACAGCUAGUGACAUAAGUUAGUAGAAUAUAUUGUGUGUUUACUGGUUUGUCUGUUUCGCUCCAAAAGUAUUUUGUGCUGCCUUGUGUUUUGAUCUUGUCAGCGACAGAAAUGCCUGUUGAGCAUUCAUUUUGUCCCUUUUACAUUAGUUUUAGCCAUACAAAGAUUUCUUAGGAGUAUAAACCUUUUAUAGUAUCAGAAAUAUUCUCUUAUCAUAGUAUUAGGACUGUAAUAAAUGAU